AAAAAAUACUACAUAUUGUAGAAUGAAGGCUCGUUUUCCUUGCUAUACGAUGGAAAAUGUAAGACUUCGUUGAUCUUAAUGAUUUCAACUAUUUAUAUGUGACGGUGUACGACGACGAAAUGGCCAUUCCAACGAAAACAAGAUGUAAGAAAGAGGAAAGUAAAUUUGAGUAUAUCACAGAGAAUCCAUUAAAAUUGAGUGACCUAGAGCUAGACAAGUGUCUUAAACGCAAGUUACUUGUCCAGUUAAAAUUGCUGCCCACAAAUGUGAACAGAAAAAGGGCAAAAAAGUUCGUCGUCAGUUUGAUCAAGGCCAUUGACUACAAAGGCGGCCUUCUGAUCGAGCUUGAUGACCACGUCGCUAAUCUCAUUGGAAGUGAAGUUCUCAUGUUGAAGCAAAAAGUCACAAUGGUAAUAAAGGCCUCACAAUUUGAAGAUUUAAAAGAGGAAUACAAGCAAUCGGAAAGCGUCUAUUCAAACUUCAAGUAUUUUGUUGUAGUUGAUGACAACAGUGAGCUAAAGGUGGAAUUAACCGAAAAUGAAAAAUUAUACAGAUGUGAACUAAACAUCUAUGGAAGUAAAAGGCGAACCUUUCAACGUAACUCCUUACAUGAAAUCGCUAGUGCUUCUCAUCUCAAAGGCAAGGACAAUGUUGACAGCUCUGAAAAAAACAACGAUCCCAGUUUAGAUGACGAUGAUGAUGAUGAUUGUGACGACGAUGAUGACGAUGACGACGAUGAUAAUGACGAAGAUGAUGAUGAUGAUGAUGAUGAUGACGAAGAGGACGUUGAUAAAGAAUAUAUUGACUAUGUUAAACUAGUCUUCGGGGAACGUAAAGGGCAAGUACAAUUUAAUUGAUUUCACAGAUUACGAACUUAUGGUAAAGUUUUACAGUAAUAUACUAAUGAAUUUUGUUACUAAAGAAGCUCCGUCUUGGCAGUACCAAAAAGGAAUAAUCUGUUCGUUUCUAACAAAAUAAUAAUAAUUGUAUUGUAGUAAAAAUUAAUAGUAUCAAAAGCCCAUAAUAAUGAGGCAUCUUAAGCUUUAAAAAA
Messenger RNA from Biomphalaria glabrata, 1051 nucleotides. RefSeq lists its product as uncharacterized. The transcript is spliced from 8 exons. Bases 120 to 857 code for a protein of 245 amino acids. The record is from RefSeq and is a predicted model, not a curated record. NCBI's taxonomy places the organism in Eukaryota, Metazoa, Mollusca, Gastropoda, Planorbidae.